Messenger RNA from Stomoxys calcitrans (stable fly), 1565 nucleotides. RefSeq names its product eukaryotic translation initiation factor 3 subunit E (gene eIF3e). Lineage: Eukaryota; Metazoa; Arthropoda; Insecta; Diptera; Muscidae. Gene Ontology annotation, molecular function: translation initiation factor activity. Gene Ontology annotation, biological process: translational initiation. The record is from RefSeq and is a predicted model, not a curated record. The transcript is spliced from 3 exons. Bases 130 to 1434 code for a protein of 434 amino acids. Gene Ontology annotation, cellular component: nucleus; cytoplasm; eukaryotic translation initiation factor 3 complex.
CUUCUUCUUUCCUUUUCUUUUUGCCAAAAGGCGAGUGGAAUUCUUUUUUCGCGUCAGCACGUUAUUUUUGCUAUAAAUCUAAGCAAAUAAGCAUUACAAGUGAGGAAUAUAAGCAAAUUAUACAGCAAGAUGGCAGAGUUUGAUUUAACCAGGAUAAAUUGCCAAUUUUUGGAUCGGCAUUUAACAUUUCCCUUAUUGGAAUUUUUAUGUGGCAAAGAGAUCUAUGAUCAGAAAGAACUUUUGGAAUAUAUUUUGGAGACUGUUAACAAAACGAACAUGAUUGAUUACACCAUGGACACACGCAAGCGUUUGGGCUUGAGUCAGGAGAUGCCUGAAGAGCUUGUACAACGUAAAGGCGAAGUUUUGGCCACCCUUAAAAUGUUGCAGAAUGAAGUUGCUCCCCUUAUGAAGGCAACAGAUGUCCUCAAGAAUGGCGAAAGCAUGAAGGAUACUAAAACCUUUGUCAAUGCUUUACAAAAGGACUAUAACUUCAAAAUAGAGCAUUUGGAAAGUGCCUACAAAUUGGCAAAAUAUUUAUACGAGUGUGGUAACUACCAAGAAUCUACAUCGUAUCUUUAUUUCUGUUUGAUUGUUAUGUCUCCCGAUGAUAAGAACUACCUAAAUGUUUUAUGGGGCAAAUUAGCUGCAGAAAUUUUAACCUUGAACUGGAAUACAGCCUUGGAGGAUUUGACCCGCUUGCGUGAUUACAUAGACAAUGCCAAUUUUUCUACCAUUCAGGCCUUGCAACAACGCACCUGGCUUAUACAUUGGUCCGUUUUGGUAUUUUUCAAUCAUCCCAAAGGGCGUGAUUUAAUCAUUGAGAUGUUCUUGUACAAGCCGUUGUAUUUAAAUGCCAUUCAGACUAUGUGUCCACACAUCAUGCGCUACUUGGCCACCGCCGUUAUUAUCAAUCGCACUCGUCGUAAUGCCCUCAAGGAUCUCAUAAAAGUGAUUCAACAAGAAUCAUACACAUAUCGCGAUCCAAUUACCGAAUUCUUGGAGUGCCUUUAUGUCAAUUUCGAUUUCGAAGGUGCUCGUCUCAAAUUGCACGAGUGCCAAACGGUUAUUUUGAAUGAUUUCUUCAUUGUUGCCUGCCUCAAUGAGUUCGUUGAAGAUGCUCGCCUUAUGAUCUUCGAAACCUUCUGCCGCAUCCAUCAGUGUAUAACUAUUAGCAUGUUGGCCGACAAACUGAAUAUGAAUCCUGCAGAAGCUGAAUGUUGGAUUGUCAAUCUUAUACGCAAUGCUCGUCUUAAUGCAAAAAUAGAUUCGAAAUUGGGACAUGUCGUCAUGGGUACACAACCAUUGAGUCCUUAUCAGCAAUUGGUGGAAAAAAUAGAUUCACUGUCAAUGCGCUCCGAACAUUUGGCAGGUUUAAUUGAACGUAAGAGUAAGCAAAAGAAUCAAGAGUCCAUUGACUCAUGGAAAUACUAUUAAAUUAUCUUUAGUUUUGUACAGUAUCACGUAAAGUUAAAUAUUUUCUAUGAUUCCAUUUGAUACGCUGUAUUGUCUAUCUAAAAGCCUUCAGAAUAAAAUGACAACUAAACCUUUCUGGGCGACCAAAACAA